Molecule: messenger RNA, 2560 nt
Organism: Eublepharis macularius
Lineage: Eukaryota; Metazoa; Chordata; Lepidosauria; Squamata; Eublepharidae
Gene: FBXL6
Product: F-box and leucine rich repeat protein 6
Exons: 10
Coding region: 96-1796 (566 amino acids)
Biological process (GO): SCF-dependent proteasomal ubiquitin-dependent protein catabolic process
Cellular component (GO): SCF ubiquitin ligase complex
Molecular function (GO): protein binding
Source: RefSeq, a predicted model, not a curated record
CGCCUCUUCCUCCAUCCCGGCCCGGAAGCUCCGCCCGGCGAGGCGAGGCGCGUCAAGGCCAGGAGGCCUCAUCAGGCAGCUCUUUCUGACUCAGGAUGGAAGAGAAGCCUCCUGGCACAGGGAUGCCCCCAGCUGUUAGGGAGCGCCGUGCUCCUCGGAAGAGGCGGGCAGAGGCAAGCGGUAGCCCGGGGCCUGCUGGCCAGGCUCCAAAGAAGAAGGCCCGCCGGGUCCCCAGAAGAUCUGCUCCCCAUUUCCUUGUACAUGAGACAGACAAUGACAUGCUGUUGAUCAUUUCCAACGUGGGCGAGGAGCAAGAGCGGCCAGCUCGCAAGGUCUGCAAGAGGAAGCGGAAGAAGCCGCGGCAGCAGAAGGGGCUGAAGAAGCCGGCAGGGAGCAGAGGGAAGAACAGGGCUUUGGCAGCACAGCCCGUGGCUGUGGGAGACCUGCGGGAGGGCAGCAAAGGGUCCCCCGCCAGCACCCCGCCAGCUCCUGGCAGCUCCUGGGGCGAGCAACUCCCGGUGGAGAUCCUGGUACAGAUAUUCCAGCAUGUUGUGGCAUUGGAAGGGUCAGUGCCGUUCCUCUGCAGGAUGGCCCGUGUGUGCCGGCUGUGGUACGGAGCAGCUGCCAGUCCUGUGCUUUGGCAAAAGGUGUCCCUCGGCUACUGCUGGGCAGCGCCAGGCCAAAAAUGGUCUCAUGUUAUAGAAAAGAGAGUCCUUGGCACGGUGGAGUGGUUGGCCGCCCACAGAUUUUCCCGCCUCCAGGACUUUGCUCUCUGCCACUGGAAAAACCAUGUGCCCUUUGUCCUGAAGGAAGUUGGCCAAUCCUGCCCCCUGCUUGCAUCUCUCAAAUUGUCCUACUGCAGUGGGGUGACUGCGGAGUCCCUGGCCGUGCUGGCUGGGAGCUGUCCCCAGCUGGAGAGCCUGAAUCUGCAGAAUUCCCAGGUUCACUCUUCAGCGGUCGUCAGCAUUCUUGAAGCUGCUGGCUCUCGAAUCCGGCACCUGUGGUUGACAUACAGCAGCCAAACGAGCGCUGUCAUGGCAGCACUUUCAAGCGGCUGCUGCCCUGGACUGCGGCUCCUGGAAAUGAACAUGGAGAUCAAGAAGAGCAGCGAGCAUUUCCAGUUCCCCGUGGAGAAGCUCCAGGCCGCCUGCCCACAUCUGCAGGUGUUGCGCCUGCUGAAUGUUGUCUGGAGCCCCAAGCCAAGCUGCCGCUCAGCCCUCGGCUCCCCAGGCUUCCCCGAGCUGGCAGAGCUGUGCUUGGCCACAACCUCCUACUCCUUCGUUGAUGACAAUACCUUGCAGCGGAUCUUGUGGGCUUCAGGCCAGCUCCGGAUGCUUGACCUGCGCGGCUGCUUCCGGGUCACCCCCAAAGCGCUCCAGCUGCUGCCGUGCCCAGACUUGGAGCAGCUCUACUUGGGCCUGUACUGCAGCGCCAGCCACAUCCGCCUGCCCCUGGAAGGGAGCCCCCUGAUCACCCGGAAGUGGAGUCGCAGCCUGCGAGAGCUGGAUUUGGCCGGGCAGAGCUUCAGCGAGAGCGACCUGCAGCAGGCCAUGGCUGCCUUUGCUCGGGAGGAGAGCCAGAGUGGGGGGCCUGUCCUGCGUUCCCUCAACCUCACCGGGACCAAGGUGGUCCUCAGCACAGUCAGCACCCUGAUCACCAGCUGCCCUGCCCUCAUCUACCUCAACCUCUCGUCCUGUCGCCAUUUGCCACGGGGUACAAAGAAGGCAUAUCGAGGCCGUGAGGAGAUUCACCAGUGUCUGCAGCACCUCCUGAGAGCCUCGGAGGAGCCCCUCUGACUCUCCAAGGCAUCUGUCUCGGACCAGGGGUGGUGCCCCGGCCGGUGCCUUCCCAAGCCAACAUCUGGGCCUUUUCAGCACCUGCGACUUCACUGGGUGGCUCCUGCCCCUUUACCAGGACAGCCGUCCUUCUCCUCUCUGCAAGGAAGAACGUGGAGGGGAAGCGUUCUGAGAGCUCGACACCGCCCUCUUUUCCAGCACCUGAUUUCUGAUACCUUUUCUAGCACGUUUAGGCCCAAAUGCUGCCAGAAUUUUCUAAAUGUUUUUGUUUUCCUGGGGCCUUGAUGCUGUUCCUGGCUCUGGGCCAGGAACAGCGGGGUUCAGCAGCUCUCUGGCCCCUCUCUGUCUCUGUGCCCAGGUCCUGAGCCUCUCAGGAUGGGGAGCUCAGGCGAGCCCGGGAGGGGCGGCCGUUCUGUAAUUCUGGAGAGUUUCAUUCCCUUUGUUUGAGAGAAGAAGAGCAGCUGGUUUGCCUCCAUCUCUUUGGGACAAUUUUCUGCCUUAUCCAGUCCCCAGCACAGGAGGGCGGGAGGGGCUGAGAAUUGGGUUUAAGCAAUUGCUGGGAUAUCUGGUUUGGUCCCCAGCUGGCACUCCUGCUGACAUGUUUCGUACCACGUGUAGUUUCUGGAAAGUCUGGUAUGUUGCCAACCUGUGUUUUCUGUGGCAGCUCCACCACCAGCCGAGCCUACCUCACAGGGUAGGAGAAUAAUGUAAACCGCCUUGUGUCUCCACUGGGGGUGGAGUGGGUGGGCAGGGCAUACUGUAAA